AUGCAUACUAAAGAAUUUUCUAGCAAGCUUCGGAAGAGGGAAAACGAAAAUGAUUUAUCACCGAAUUCAAGCUCUUCUUCCGUCGAAAGAUUUAGGUGCCCCCAUCCUGAAUGCAAUAAAACUUUUUCACGCCAAGAACAUUUAUCAAGACACAAGCUAAAUCAUUGGCCAAAAGAAAUAUAUGUUUGUUCUUUCGUACUCCCUACUACAAAUGCCCCUUGUAAUAAAACAUUUGUAAGGAAAGACUUACUGAUCAGACAUGAAAAGAGGCACUCAAAGGUGAAAAAUAGGUUAAUCCGUGCAAACAAGGAACAGGCUUCCUCAACAGACAAUUCUUUUUCUAAACAAUUGCCAUAUAACCCCAAUGAAGCGGCGAUUUCUGCGCAGAAUGCUCCUUCUAUGGCGAAUCCACUAAAGAAUUCUGGAAGCCCUCUUUCAGUUAUGCCCAUAUCGAAGUUACGUCCCUUUCUUCAACAACCACAGCAACCACAGCAACCACAGCAACCACAACAACCACAACAAGUGCAAUUUCCACAACAGCUGCGGGCACCGUUGCAGCAACCUAUAUUGCAGCAACAAAUGCAUACGCAGCAGGCAAGCCCUACGCUUCCCUCUUAUGAUCCUCGAACAAGAGGCAACGGUCAAAAUAACCAAUUCUUCAAUUUGCUAUUUGAUAACCGUGUCGGCGCUAACACUUUCGAAAUGGAAGGACCUAACAGUAAUAGUAGCAACAAUGAUCAGAGUAUAAAUAUCAACCCAGCUAUACAGCAACGAUAUCAAGAUAGAACUAUCCCAAAUACUGCACAUCAACAAUCAUUUCAGCCAUUCCCUCAGGAUCGGCUACAAGAACAAUAUUUUCAGCAGCAGAAGCUUACUCCACAACAACAACAGCAACAACAACAACAACAGCAACAACAACAACAACAGCAACAACAACCGCAACAACUGCAGGUACCACAACAGAAUUUAUUUGCAGAUCAAUUGACAUCUUCCUCUAGCGGUGCUAAUUUGUCCAUUAUGCAGGAUCUUUUUUCAACAAGUUUUUUGAAUAGCGACCCUUUACAAUCGUUCAUGCAAGAGCUUUCUGAGGCUCCACAAGUAAAUAUCGAAGAUACAUUUUCGGGCAAGACCACAGUCCCAACCGAUGAAAAACGCCUUCAACCAGGUGAGAAAUUUCAGCAUCCUCCAGUUAUGUUUGACUUGCAACAAGAAGAUGUUAAAAUACCUAAAGCUCAACCAAAGUUUAGUGAUAAUCCCAGUACCUCAGUAAAGGACAACAUUUCCAGUCAAAAGCUAAAUAUAAACAAACUAAAACGGACAUCUUCCAAAGAUUCUGGGGUGGCAAGAAAUUCCUCUCUAAAUUACAAAGAACAAUUGCGCCAUUCAAUGAAGAGCGUCCCGUCGUUUUUCCAUCCUCAUCCUACAACAAAGUAUAAGAUAUGUAAAGAGAAGUGUCAAGAAAUGUUUGCGUUUGUUCCAGAACUGCGCUACGUAUCAAUUGACGCUAUACACAAAUCGUUAAAGUCAUUUUGGUUGAAUUUUCACCCACAAUACGGCCUACUCCAUAAACCUUCCUUCCACGUGGACAAACAGCCUGCGAUUUUGAACUUGGCCCUAAUCAUGACUGGCGCAAGUUUUCUGGGAAGCGAAUAUCGUGAACAAAUUAGUGAUCCAAUUUGUGGCCCUUUAAGAUGGAUAAUUUUUUCUCAUGCUGAUUUUCAACCGCCUUCCAAGACUUACAUUAUUCAAAGUUUACUAUUAGUAGAGGGAUACGAAAAAACCAGUACAAAUAGAUAUUUACACGAAAGGUCUUUCUUACACCAUGGAACAACCAUCCAAUUGUUAAGGCGAACACCUUCCUUAGGUGGCCAUCCAUUAAUGGUUAAGACUGGCAAAACUUCGGGAGAAAGUCCAAUUCAGGACCCGCAAGAAGUUUAUAAAAGGUGGAUUGAUUUUGAAAUGCUGAAGAGAAUAGCAUUUUACGCAUUCUACAUGGACACUACGCAUGCCGUAGUGUUUGGUUAUUGGAAUUUAUUCAUAAAUAGCAACCAGAUUCAACUAACUUUACCUUGUCCAGAUCAAGUCUGGGAGUCUUACGAUUUGAGCUACGAAACUUUAAUGGAACAUGGGUAUGGCAGUACAAAAAGGGAUGAGAAUAACACAUUUUUGUCUGCAUUGAUGCAAUUAAUGAAAAACGUCGUUCAAAUCUUACACAACAAUAAUAUACAGAAAAACAAAGUUAAUAAUGGUGGCAAGGAGAGUAGCCAAAUAGGCUUAGAAGAUACUACAAACUGGAACAUUCAAAGUCUCUUCGGUAAAAAGAUUCUUUUAGCAGGGAUAAUUUCAAUUUUAUUUCAGUGCCAGGAGGAAGUUAAUGGUGAUUAUUUUAUCACGAACUUCAGAGGUGGCAUUACUGAUCAUCUAGGCCUUUCUUGGAAAGACAUUCUAUCUUUUGCAAUGAACUAUUGGCUUCAUGAAGUUCAAAAGAGUUGUACAGAUCCGAAAGCAUGUAGAAUAAAUACCCCCCCUGAAGAGGCCUCAAGGAACGAUGAAAGUAAGCAGGACAACGGAGAUGAAGCAGACGAUGAUGAUUUAGACUUACUUUCCUCCGAUAAUCCUUCUAAUUGUAAAAUACCCGUCAUUCAUAUUUCUCAAAUCGUUUUACGUAUUCUGCAUCACGAUUAUUAUAUAUAUGCAGGAGCGCCUUGGAGAAUGAACGUUCCAAUUGGCCGCGACGAAUACGACAUGAUCAGUCGGAGGAUUCUCCAAUUCGCAAAAGACCCCUACAACGGCGGUGUAGCUGUCAUUUACGCUUUCCAAUUUUUGUUUGAAAUGUUUAUCAUCAAAGAGAAUAGCUUCCCAGUUGUUGUUAGAAAUUACAAUGUGAAUUCUGAUCCCGUAUUUACCAGGCCAUAUGCUAUUGCAUUAACUUCGCUUCUUAUUUGGUCAUGUAAUUUUGCGCUGCAUGGAUGUGAAGUCAGCAUAUGGAACAAUGUGGAUGCCUCGAACAAGGAGUGCUCUCAGUCAAAGGACAGCAAUAAUAAAAGCAAGAUUAGCCCCGGCGGCGAUAAUGGAUCGGCGAUUGCAAAGAACAACUUGAAAAAGAAGGAGAACUACCUUCCUAUGGAAAGUUUUGAAGUAUACUUGUUAAGAAUGUACCAAAACUUGUAUGUAGACAGCUCACUCGAUGUACUUAGCUUUCAAAAUGAAAUUUGGGCAAAAGCAAGUAUGCUACAGCAAAUUUCUAAUACCCACUUUUUAUGUGGGAUGAUGCAAUUUAUGAGGGAUACUUUUAGCAAGAGUUACUGGGAUUUAGGGCGCGAAUUUGGGAGACUCUUCGAUAACUGCUUAGAGAGGAGUCUGGGGAAAACGUCGCCCACAUGCCAUAACAUGUUUGAUGUUUAG
This is a messenger RNA of Saccharomyces kudriavzevii IFO 1802, 3405 nucleotides long. It is a transcript of the gene SDD4, whose product is annotated as Sdd4p. Gene Ontology annotation, cellular component: chromatin. The coding region runs from base 1 to 3405 and encodes 1134 amino acids. Gene Ontology annotation, biological process: regulation of transcription by RNA polymerase II; DNA-templated transcription. The transcript has a single exon. Gene Ontology annotation, molecular function: DNA-binding transcription factor activity, RNA polymerase II-specific; RNA polymerase II cis-regulatory region sequence-specific DNA binding; zinc ion binding. Lineage: Eukaryota; Fungi; Ascomycota; Saccharomycetes; Saccharomycetales; Saccharomycetaceae. The record is from RefSeq and is a predicted model, not a curated record.